Rhizophagus irregularis DAOM 181602=DAOM 197198 is the source of this 1464-nucleotide messenger RNA. The record is from RefSeq and is a predicted model, not a curated record. Lineage: Eukaryota; Fungi; Glomeromycota; Glomeromycetes; Glomerales; Glomeraceae.
UUUUUUUUUUCUUCCCUAUAAUAAAGAUCGCGACCACUAUAGAAUAUUUUUCUUUCAUAUAACUUCAAACGUCUUAAUAAAGGUUAAUAAAGCGAAUAGGCGUAUAUUGAUAAAUACCAUUACAAUACCUAUAGACUUUACUCCUCGACCUAGGUACUUUAAAAAUAUGGAGAAAUUGAUUUUAAACCAGCAGAAUAGACCGCGGUUACUAGAAAUUAUACAGUACAUCAAAAGUGCAAAAAACAUCGUUGUGAUCGUAGGAGCCGGAAUAAGCGUGUCAGGCGGUAUACCCGACUUCCGGUCCCCCGAUGGCCUAUUUGCUGAGAUAAUGAAACAGUAUCCCGGUGUCUUCUCUUCGGGUCGCGAUUUAUUCGAUUUAUCUAGGAUUUUUAUAUCUUCAAGGUCAUUAACGACGUUUUAUAAAUUUAUGGCUUUGUUAAAACAACAAGUCAUUAGUGCAAGAGUAACGGCUACACAUCAUCAUUUUGCAAAGCUAAAUAAUACUAAUAAGCUUUUGCGAGUAUAUUCACAAAACGUUGACAAUUUAGAAGAACGUGCUGGACUCACCAUAAAUGAUUGUAAUAAUAUACGGUCUUCCGAUCGUAUUGUAAAAUUACAUGGUGAAAUUGAUAACGUAUGGUGUAAUAUAUGUCAUAAAACUUUCCCAUUUUCGUCGGAUGUUAUUAAUGCAUUUAAAGAUGGAACCCCCCCAGAAUGUCAAUAUUGUAUGGAACAAGCGGAGAAGGCAAAAAUAUCCGGGAAAAGAGUUCGAAAUCCCAGAAGUCCAAUGCUUCCAAGGCCAAAUAUAUUACUGUACAAUGAUUUUGAAAGGACAGUUGGAGAAGAAAUUGGUCGGGUCGCUUAUCAUGAUCAACGUAAAGCUGACUGCCUAUUAAUAAUGGGAACGUCACUUAAAGUUUCUGGAUGUAAAAGUUUAGUCAAAGAUUUUUCUAAAGCGGUCCACAACAGAGGCGGAAAAGUGAUAUUCAUUAAUACGACUGAAGUGGCGACAAAUAAUUGGGAAGGUGUUAUCGACGUUCAUAUUCAAGGAGCGUCCGACGAUUGGGCCGAACUCGUUGAGGCCGAGCUCGAAAAAGAGCCAGCAAACAAGAAAAGAAAACGAUCAUGCGAAGAUGAUGGACAGAAAAUAAAAGAGGGAAAGCUAAAAAAACUUGCCAAUAAAGACGAUAAGGUUGUAGGAAUUAGGCAAGGGCAGCCAACCCUUCAAUUUAAAAAACGAAGUAACAGAUGAUAAUGAAGAGGAGCGGAAAAUUACCAGAAAACGACACAAAUCCGCUGACAGUGACGAUAAAGUUGCGGUAACGAGCAAGGUGAGCCGGAAUUCGGGAAGGCGUAUUAAAACACAAGGUAAGAUUUAUAUCUAAUAUGAUGGAUAUAUUAAAUGGCUGUGCUGAGUUUAAACAAGUUUUUUAUUACAUUUGUCUUAUAUAUAUAUAUAUAUAU